Molecule: messenger RNA, 744 nt
Organism: Cherax quadricarinatus
Lineage: Eukaryota; Metazoa; Arthropoda; Malacostraca; Decapoda; Parastacidae
Product: cuticle protein AMP4
Cellular component (GO): chitin-based extracellular matrix
Molecular function (GO): structural constituent of chitin-based larval cuticle
Source: RefSeq, a predicted model, not a curated record
ACGCUCACUACCUGACAACAUGAAGCUGAUCGUGAUCUUGGCUAUAGUGGCUGUGGCAGUGGCCGACAAGCUACCUGCCUCUCCUGUACUCAUCCUCCACAGUCAACAGACCAACCCAGACGCUGCUGGUGCCCACAGUGCUGGAUUUGAGAGCGAGGACGGCAUUAAAGUUCAGGUUUCUGGUUCUCAGGGUCCCUCUGGAGGUUCCAACUUAAUUGGUUCAUAUAGCUACCCCCUGGAGGAUGGCAGUAUUGCAUCAGUAAAUUAUGUGGCUGACGAGAACGGCUACCAACCACAGUCCGACCUGCUUCCCGUGGCUCCUGAAUUCCCCCACGAAAUCCCUGAGUUCGUCCUCGAACAGAUCGCCUUCGCCGAGGAGGAGAGGAAGCGCAAGGAACGAGAGGGAUGAUUAUGAAAUCAAUAAUUGUCGAUGAAAUUCGUAGCCAUCUUGAAAGGGAUAAAUUGUUUAAUGAAUCUCGACACGGUUUUGAGUAGGGGCAUUCCUGCCUAACGAAUUUGCAAUCUUUUUUUCACUAAGGUAUUUGAGGAGGUGGAUCAUGUUAGUUUAAGAAGCAUUUAAAUUUUUCAUGCUCUACGAAUCUAUUGUUAAAGUACAUUUUUCUCUUCAUCUGAACUUUCUCUAUGUACAGACAUCACAAUGCCCAGUGUCAUUCAUAUUUAUACAUGUAUUUAUAAACACUGAAUUUCCAUGUAAAUAAAGCAUCUGCAAAUUAUGAUUACUUU